This is a messenger RNA of Leptomonas pyrrhocoris, 925 nucleotides long. RefSeq names its product DNAJ family-like protein. The record is from RefSeq and is a predicted model, not a curated record. The coding region runs from base 137 to 925 and encodes 262 amino acids. Gene Ontology annotation, biological process: cellular response to misfolded protein. NCBI's taxonomy places the organism in Eukaryota, Euglenozoa, Kinetoplastea, Trypanosomatida, Trypanosomatidae. Gene Ontology annotation, cellular component: endoplasmic reticulum membrane. The transcript has a single exon. Gene Ontology annotation, molecular function: Hsp70 protein binding.
AGGGGUCAGAAACGGACGGCUGUAACGCGAAGAGCGAUUGCUUCCGACCACCUUUUAAUGGUGGUGCAGCGCAAGUUGAAUACAUAGUGAAGAACAGCAAUCACACACCCCAAAAAGGCGUGUCGCAUGCUGCAACAUGAGCUCUGGUACCACAAACGGUGACGCCACAGCUGCGACUACAGGUAGUAGUGGCAGCCACAGCGACAGCAACGGCAGCGCCUCUCCGCACAUCACGAAAGAGAACAUUGACUCCUUCAACUAUUUUCAGCUCUUCGGUCUCACCCUACCAGUCGACAGCGCGAGCAGCAGCGCCGCCGAUGACGUCGAUGUAGCGACGAUUCGACGCGUCUACCGCCGCCUGAGUCUGCGCUUUCAUCCCGACAAGGACGACUCCGCAGAGGCGCGGCACGCCUUCGAGGUGGUGCAUACCGCGCUCGAAACCGUCAUCGAUGCGGCGAAGCGGGCGGUGUAUCUCAACGAUCUCAGCGAUGCAGACGGCAAACAGAAGAGGAGCAGUAAGACGACGGACGAAGACGCACGCCAGCGGCAGCGCACGCAGCAGGCGCAGGAAGAAGCACAGUGGGCAGCGGAUCUGCUCGCGCAGCGCGAGCAGCAGCGUCGGGCAAAGGAGGCCGCAGCCCGUCAAGCAGCGCAGGAGCGCGAGGAGGCGGCACAGCGACUCCUGUCCGAGUUGACGAGUACGUUGCACACACCCUUUCAGCAGAUGGAGGCGGAGCUCGUGCGGGACUGGGAUGUGGACGAGGAAAUUGUGGCCAUGAAGACGAAGGAGGUGAUGAAACUGCUCCGACAGCUCGCACCGGCAGGACAUGCCAGUGACUCGGAGGAGAGCGCGGAUGGAGAUGCCGCUGAAGUGAAUGCCGGCAGCUCUCGUAAGCGUGGCCGGGAGACUGCGGAGAAGCUCUAA